AUAAUGCCCCCCAGUGGGCGACAUCGUUGCCCGUUCUCAAUUCUCUCAUUCUCAAACUCUCUCAAGGUGCUUCGCUCUCUGGGUUUGACAAUGCUUUCUGUACCAUGGCAAACCAUGGCAAUAGCUGUAGCUUUGCUUCAGCUAUAUUUUCUAACUGAAGCAGAAUCUUCUCCCUCUGAGGUUGAUAGAAUUGUACAGUUACCGGGUCAACCCCAAGUCGGGUUCCAGCAGUAUUCGGGUUAUGUGACCGUUGAUGAUAAAAAACAGAAAGCUUUGUUUUACUACUUUGCUGAAGCAGAAGUGGAUCCUGCUUCCAAGCCGCUUGUUCUCUGGCUAAAUGGAGGGCCUGGUUGUUCUUCUUUGGGAGUUGGGGCAUUUUCUGAAAAUGGGCCCUUUAGGCCUAGUGGGGAGGUACUGGUGAGGAACCAAUAUAGCUGGAAUAGAGAAGCAAACAUGUUGUAUUUGGAGUCACCAAUUGGAGUUGGGUUCUCUUAUGCGACUGAUACCUCCUCUUAUGAGGCUGUAAAUGACAAGAUCACAGCCAGGGACAAUCUGGUGUUUUUGCAAAAAUGGUACGAGAGAUUCCCACUAUAUAGGAACAGAAGUUUGUUCAUUACAGGGGAAAGCUAUGCAGGUCAUUAUGUUCCUCAACUAGCAGAACUCAUGCUUCAAUUCAACAAGGAGAAAUUAUUCAAUUUGAAAGGCAUUGCUAUGGGUAAUCCAGUUUUAGAAUUCGCCACGGACUUAAAUUCAAGGGCUGAGUUCUUCUGGUCCCAUGGAUUGAUAUCAGACUCCACAUAUAAAUUGUUCACUUCUGUUUGUAACUAUUCGCGAUAUGUGAACGAAUAUUACAGAGGAAAUGUUUCUCCUAUUUGUUCAAGGGUGAUGAGCCAAGUGAGUAGAGAAACCAGUAGAUUUGUGGACAAGUAUGAUGUUACCCUUGAUGUCUGUAUAUCAUCUGUGUUCUCACAGUCCAAGUACCUUAGUCCCCAGCAAGUUGCCGAGACAAUAGAUGUCUGUGUGGAAGAUGAAACAGUUAAUUAUCUAAACAGGAGAGAUGUGCAGAUGGCUCUUCAUGCACGUCUUGUAGGAGUUCGCCGAUGGGCUGUUUGCAGCACUAUCCUCGAUUAUCAGCUGCUUGACUUGGAGAUACCAACAAUCUCAAUUGUGGGAAAACUCGUUAAGGCAGGAAUCCCAGUCUUGGUUUAUAGUGGAGAUCAAGAUUCUGUCAUCCCUUUGACUGGAAGUCGAAAGUUAGUUCAUGGACUAGCAGAGGAAUUAAGGCUGAAAACCACUGUGCCUUACAGGGUAUGGUUUGAAGGGCAGCAGGUCGGUGGUUGGACUCAAGUUUAUGGUAAUAUUCUUUCAUUUGCCACCAUUAGAGGAGCAUCCCACGAAGCCCCAUUCUCUCAGCCUGAGAGAUCACUUGUGCUGUUCAAAUCAUUUUUACAAGGCCGGCCUCUUCCUGAAGUAUUCUGAUCUACUGAUCAGUUCUUGUAUCAGAUACCAGAUCAAGUUUGUAAGUAGU
Molecule: messenger RNA, 1528 nt
Organism: Corylus avellana
Lineage: Eukaryota; Viridiplantae; Streptophyta; Magnoliopsida; Fagales; Betulaceae
Gene: SCPL46
Product: serine carboxypeptidase-like 46
Biological process (GO): proteolysis
Cellular component (GO): vacuole
Molecular function (GO): serine-type carboxypeptidase activity
Source: RefSeq, a predicted model, not a curated record